CCUGCAACUCGAAACCAGUCAGUUGAAUCCAAAAAUAGCAUUUUAAAUCUUUUUAUUUGCGUUCAUUUUUUAAAUUUAAGGAAAAAUGUCUUGCUGCGGAGGAAACUGUGGGUGCGGAGCUGCUUGCAAGUGCGGCUCUGGCUGCUCUGGAUGCAAGAUGUAUCCUGAUUUGGGAGAGGAGACCUUCGCCACCAGCCGGACCAUUGUCGCCGGAGUUGCUCCUGAGAAAGGACACUUUGAGGCGGUGGUGGCCGGAGCAGAGAAUGGUGGCUGCAAGUGCGGCGAUAACUGCAACUGCAACCCCUGCAACUGCAAGUGAGAGCUCUGGAACGAGUGUAUGCAGCUAGAUCUUGAGAUGCGAUAGAUCAUAUUGUGUGCUUAAAGGUUCUGGUAAUUAUAAGUAUGCAUGUAAUUAUAAGCAUCUCUGCUGUUAAAUGCAGUGAAAUUAUCUUGUUUGUGUGCGUGUGCGUGUGUUGUGUUGUGUUGCAUGGUGUGUUUUGUUUGUUUGAAUGUGAAGUGAGUUUUUAAUCUAUGGAAGUUGAAGUUUGUGGUGUUUGAUCUA
Molecule: messenger RNA, 562 nt
Organism: Phalaenopsis equestris
Lineage: Eukaryota; Viridiplantae; Streptophyta; Magnoliopsida; Asparagales; Orchidaceae
Product: metallothionein-like protein type 2
Exons: 3
Coding region: 86-319 (77 amino acids)
Molecular function (GO): metal ion binding
Source: RefSeq, a predicted model, not a curated record